UUCUCUCUUGUGGGACCCUUUAUGUGUCACUGUUGUGUGUGCUGCAGUGACAAUGGGAGCUAAUGUGUGACAGUGCAUGUAGGGGUGGGGAAGAGAGAGAGAGAGAGAAAGAGAGAGAGGGUGGCUAGAUAGAGAGUGCACACGAGGCGAGAGGCGCUCCCUCUAAUCCCGGCUGCGACGCCAAACAGCAUUGCACCGGCUGCUACGAUAGUCUUAAUGGAGGCUCAGGCAGACUCUGGUGCUGCAGAGCCACUUAGAGACAGAGAGUUCCAGAAGCUUCUGAAGUCCUCCAGCUCCGCCAGUCUCACCACUGAGGCAUCCCACAAUGCCUCAGGAGAGUACGUUGGCACCCCAGCACAUCACGGCAGCCAGGUGCUGAUCACCGAGAAACGACAGCCUCUCAGCAGUGUGUCCUCUCUGGAGGUACACUUCGACCUCCUGGACCUGACGGAGCUCACAGACAUGUCUGACCAGGAGCUGGGCGAGGUGUUUGCUGAUUCAGAUGAGGAGAAUCAAACAGAAUCCCCAGCAAUUCACCCCUCAGAUCGGCAGCAGCCACCAUUACCUAGAUUUCCACACGGCGGUUACGUCCGCUCACCAUCCUGGACCCGCGGUGGAAAAGCGGAACAGCAGUCGAGAGAUCGAAAGCACCACAGUGACUCCGAAAACACAGAGCCAAUGCUGAAGAUAGAGCGCUCCCAAUCCCAGCAGCCUUGAGCCAGGGGAAGCUACAGGGGCUUAGGAAGAAAACAAAGCCCUUGUGCUGAAAGUGGAGCUUCAUUCACAAGAAAGAAGUUGAGGAACUCCUGGGAUCAAAGGACAUAGUCAUUUCCACCUAAAGAUAAUGCAAUCCCUUUGUCCAUUAUGGACAAGAAGAGAACUCCAAUAAGCUAGAGUAAGUGUAGACUCUUCCUCAAGAUGCAACAGACUUCAUACAACUAGGAUUUUGGGACUCCUCUUUUGGACCGAGUUACUUUCAGUCUUCUCCAUGUGACUACUGCAUAUGGAGAACUUGCAGCAUGAUGUAGCAUAAUGGACAACACUGGCUCAAGCAAUGUGAACCUAAGAAGCAACUGAGGAAAUCCACAGUGUUUUGAAUCUUCAAGGAACUGUUUAAGGAACAGUGCAAUGGGUCGAAGCAGCAACUGUGAUAAGACAUUUCCAGAGAAUCUACAGCAUAGUUAAAGACAUGUCAAUGCAGCGUAAAGUGAGAAGUUGCAAGAAUUCCCAAAAAAUGUGUCCUUUGAGGAGAUUCUGCAUGAAAGUAUGGAUACCUAGAAACAAAGUCAAAUGUCUAAGGCCUGAAACAUACCCUACGCAAGUUCAUGAACGCAUACAUUUUGAUUGAUUUCAUAUCUUUGUGUUUCAGAGCUUGUCAGAACGGAAUUGAUAUCGCAGCAUAUUGCACUGUGUUCUCACCAUUGCCAACAAGAGGGUGUUUCUGCUAGAAUUAGCAUAAGCCAGUGAAGUGCAAUCCUGAUAUGAAAGGUCACCUUCCAGUGGGCUUUAUCUUUAACCUGACCUAACAAAUUGGCUAGGACUGGAUAACCCUUUAUCCCCUUUAGGCAGUGUUUCCCAACCCUGUUCCUGGAGGCACACUGACAGUACACAUUUUCAAACUCUUCCUAAAUACAAUACACCAGAUUAAAUCAACUCAAUAGGAGACACUGCAAGACCUGAAGGGAUAGUGUUAGGAAAUACAGCGGUCAAGGUGGAAUAUCAGUUUCAAGAGCAUACAAGUGCUGGUCAUAUAAUUAGAAUAUCAUCAAAAAGUUGAUUUACUUCACUGAUUCCAUUCAAAAAGUGAAACUUGUAUAUUAUAUUCAUUCAUUACACAAAGACUGAUACAUUUCAAAUGUUUAUUUCUUUAAUUGUUGAUGAUUAUAACUGACAACUAAGGAAAAUCCCAAAUUCAGUAUCUCAGAAAAUUAAAAUCUUAAGACCAAUACAAAGAAAGGAUUUUUAGAAAUCUUGGCCAACUAAAAAGUAUGAGCACGUACAGAACUCAAUACUUAGUUGGGGCUCCUUUUGCCUGAAUUACUGCAGCAUGCGGCGUGGCAUGGAGUCAUUUAGUCUGUGGCACUGCUCAGGUGUUAUGAGAGCCCAGGUUGCUCUGAUAGUGGCCUUCAGCUCUUCUGCAUUCUUAAGUCUGGCAUAUCACAUCUUCCUCUUUACAAUAACCCAUAGAUUGUCUAUGGGGUUAAGGUCAGGUGAGUUUGCUGGCCAGUUAAGAACAGGGAUACCAUGGUCCUAAAACCAGAUACUGGUAGCUUUGGCACUGUGUGCAGGUGCCAAGUCCUGUUGGAAAAUGAAAUCUGAAUCUCCAUAAAGUUGGUCAGCAGCAAGAGGCAUAAAGUGCUCCAAAACUUCCUGGUAUAUGGCUGUGUUGACCUUGGAUCUCAGAAAACACAGUGGACCAACACCAGCAGAUGGCAUGGCAUCCCAAACCAUCACUGACUGUGGAAACUUUACACUGGACCUGUGGAUUGUGGUGGAUGGUGUUCCUUUCCUCUCUUCCUCAAGACUCUGGGACCCUGAUUUGCAAAAUUUACUUUCAUCAGAGAACAUAACUUUGGACCAUUCAGCAGCAGUCCAGUCCUUUUUGUCUUUAGCCCAGGCAAGACACUUCUGACACAGUCUGUUGUUCAAGAGUGGCUUGACACAAGGAAUGCGAAGCUGAAACCCAUGUCUUGCAUAUGUCUAUGUGUAGUGGUUCUUGAAGCACUGACUCCAGCUGCGGUCCACUCUCUGUGAAUCUCCCCCAAAUCUUUGAAUGGGUUUUGUUUCACAAUCCUCUCCAGGGUGAGGUUAUCCCUAUUGCUUGUACACUUUUUUUCUACCACAUCUUUUCCUUCCCUUCGGCUCUCUAUUAAUGUGCUUGGACACAGAGUUCUGUUAACAGCCAGCCUCUUUUGCAAUGACCUUUUGUGUCUUGCCCUCCUUGUGCAAGGUGUCAAUUGUGUAGCCUACAGAACUAGACUGAGAGACCAUUUAAAGGCUUUGCAGGUGUUUUGAGUUAAUUAGCUGAUUAGAGUGUGGCACCAGGUGUCUUCAAUAUUGAACCUUUUCACAAUAUUCAAAUUUUCUGAGAUACUGAAUUUUGGGUUUUCCUUAGUUGUCAGUUAUAAUCAUCAAAACUAAAAGAAACAAACAUUUGAAUUAUAUUGGUCUGUGUUUAAUAAAUGAAUAUAAUAUACAAGUUUCACUUUUUGAAUGGAAUUAGUGAAAUCAACUUCUUGAUGAUAUUCUAAUUAUAUGACCAGCACCUGUACUGCUGAACGUUUUAUUUUAAAUUUGAGCAAUUUUGAUGGUAGUUAUCACCCCCUUGAUUACUGAGGUUUGUUACAACCACAGUAACACACGAAUGCACAUUAAAUAUGUACAGCAGGACCACACAAGCGUUCCGACUUGUGUAGAAUAUGUUUCUGGCCUAACUUAAUGAGUACAGCAUUUGAAGUCGCACUUGAAUGGACGAAAGGGAUAAUAAUCUUUUAGCAAUAUGUUUUUUAACCACUCUGUAUCAUUAAAUGCCAUUCAUAAUUUCACAUCAGGAUAACAUUCAAAUCAAAGUCCUCAGUUGUGAUCACCAGUGCAUAGUAGUAAAUUAUGGCUGAUCCACAAAAGAGAGAAAAAAAAGCUAUUGGGUGUGAAGUCCAAAUGCAAAUCCACAAAUUUCUGAACUCCAAUCAAACAGUUGUAUUGUAUAUGUCACCAGGGUUUUUACAGGGUUCAAUGAUGUCAAGCAUGAUCUAUACACAAGGUCACAUCGGAGAAGAAAUUUUCAAACUUCCGGAAUCAUUAACAAGUCUGCCAAAUCAAGGAGGACAAAAAACUAACAGGAAUAAAUGUGAAGUGACAAAGAUCA
Molecule: messenger RNA, 3865 nt
Organism: Carassius gibelio (silver crucian carp)
Lineage: Eukaryota; Metazoa; Chordata; Actinopteri; Cypriniformes; Cyprinidae
Gene: dbndd1
Product: dysbindin domain containing 1
Exons: 4
Coding region: 217-717 (166 amino acids)
Biological process (GO): negative regulation of protein kinase activity
Cellular component (GO): cytoplasm
Source: RefSeq, a predicted model, not a curated record